AAGAGACAAGUCUCAAGGAAUAUAAAAUAUAUAAAGACAAGUAUAUUGAUUUAUGGCAAAAAUAUCAUGCGGCAUCUACGACGCACACUAAUAGCAUUUAAUCCAUGCGAGACCUUGAUGCAGACGCAAUGUGGCAGGCUAUUAAGUCGACAGCUUCUGAGCGAGAAGGUCAGAAACGCUGCUCCGCAAUGGAAUCGGCUUCAGCCCAAUGUGCCGAGCACUCAGCUCCAGGAUUGCCACACAUUUCGCGACUGGUGGCAGUUCUAUGCCAAGGGACAGAAGCCCGCUGCCUUCACUGAGCUGCAGCGUCGCCUCAUUGCAAGUCGGGAAUUUAUUGAUCAGAUUAAGAACCAGAAGGCGGCCAGAUUCCUACAGAUAUACACCAAUAACGAGGAAAACCACGAAGCGUAUGACAAAAUGUAUGGGGAGUUUGUAAACUGCUUUGCCUGUCCACAUCCCAGUCCCUGUCCACCAAAGAGACUUCAUCGCGGUUCCACACGUACAAAUGUGCGUCCCAAAGCAAUCGAAAGAGGGGCAAGUGUAGGACAGGCAAAUACUAAAAAUAUUAUCUUUGAUAUUCAAAAGGAUUUCUAUCCCCAGCAGUGCAUAGAGCAUGAGGCAACUGCGGAGAGAGAUGGCCUUAAAGCAGUUUAUCCACGUGAUCCGCAGAAGAAGUCUGUAACUUCAUACACAAAUAAGGGAUCCUCGAAGAAACUGUACAUAAAUCCAAAUACGGAUCUAAAUCAGAAACUGACUAAAGAAAUAAAUGAAAAACCAUAUCACAAACAAGAUGAAAAUAACUAUUGGAAACAACAAUUAUUGAAUCGAAAUGAGCGAAUUAAUUUAGAAACUAAAGAGAAACAGCAUUUAUUCAAGGAUCAGGAUGUGAAACAAGCGGACAAAUGGAGCGAGAGACUGCGGAGCAGGCUGAGAGAGACGCAGGAGAAUAGGCCAAGUCAGAAAAAGGAGCACAAGCUGAGCGAGAAAUGGGAGAAAAGGCUAAGACUUAAACUGGAGAAUAGUUUGAGUAAGAAACAGCAAAUCGAACUGAGUGAGAAACGGGUGGAGAAACUGAGUGAGAAGCGGGGGAACAAACUGGGUAAGAAACAGAAGAACAGGCUAAGUCCAAAACAGAAGAAUAGAGUGAAAGAGAAGGAACAGGAACAGGAGAAGAAACUGAGUGAGAAACACGAACACAAACUGAGUGAGAAAGAGGAGAAGAUAAGUGAGAAACUGGAGAGCAUAGUGAGGCAUAAACAGGAGAACACACUGAGUGAGGAGAACAGAUUGAGUGACAAACAGGAGAACAGACUGAGAGAGAAACAGCAGAAGAUAAGCGAGAAAUUGGAGAACAAUCUGAGUGAGAAACUUGAGAAGAUAAGCGAGAAACAGAAUAAUAUACCAAGUAAAGACAACAGAUCGAGUAACGAACAGGAGAACAAACUGAGCGAGAAACAGGAGAAGAUAAGUGAGAAGCAGAAGAAGAUAAGUGAGAAACAGGAGAAUAUACUGAGUGAGGAGAGCAGGUUGAGUGACAAACAGGAGAACAUACUGAGUGAGGAGAACAGAUUGAGUGACAAACAGGAGAAGAAACUGAGCGAGAAACAGGAGAACAAAAUGGAUAAGAAACCCGAAGGCAAACUAAAUACGGAACAGGAGGAGGAACAAACAAUGUCUGAUAUUGAAAAACCACCGGAUGACAUACCAUACAAUUUGAAUCGCGAUUUCCAAUUUGAAGUACUGAAACAACGCUUGGAAAAGUUGAGAAUGCAUAUAGGCAGUAGUAGGUCGAGCAAGACUACUAUUGGUAGUUACCAUUUGAGACAGUUAAAGAAACUGCAAUCGCAGGCUCGUAAUAGCGUUCCAAAAUUCAAAUGGAGAAGACGAAUAAUUAAACAUAGAAAUGCUAGUAAGAACCACUCACAACUCACCGCUCAAAGUUUAAAAAGAGGUUCUGAGAUCUCAUAUGGAAAGAAAACCACAAUCUCAUAUACAAAUGAGUGGGACGCAGCUGAUGGGCGAUCAAAGGUAGGAACCCCAAUCAAUCGAAGGCAAAGCUCUACAUCGAAUGCGUAUUCAGCGUGUAAUUUGGAUGUUGACAGUAACAAUAAUCCGGAACAUACUGUGCAGGAUUACGUUCUGGCCUUUUUUGCUUCAAACUAUAUUGACUUUGAUAUUCCUCAACGAAUACCCAAAAAUUGGCCACACCAGUUUGAGUCGCUCCUCGUACGAUUGUUGCGAAAAGAGCUACACAAAGACAAAAAGCCUUACAAGAAAUCUAUCAAUGAAUCGAAAAGAGUGCCAAAGGCAUCGAAAACCAAUCCCAAUCUACAUAAAAAAUGUUGCGAUAUCUGUCGAAGACUCAAUCACACCGAACCCCUUCAGCUGUACAUGAUUGAAAUGAAGAAGCGGCAGGCACGAGAAGAGCUCAAGCUGUAUUACAGAUAUAAAUUGGCGACAUCGUUCGGUUUACCAUUGGCGACACAAUCAAGUUCACCAUUGACACAGUCAAGUUCACCAUUGAAACUUUCGACAAGGAAGCCCCGCAGCAAGACUUCUUCGGUUCAGCUCACGUCCAGCAGGCUCGAGACGCAGUCUAUGCGACAACUGCUGGUUGAGUGCUUUGAAAUGCUCUGCGAUUGCCAAAUGAUUUUAGAUAAUAAGAUGAAGCAACAACAAUGCAACGAGCGUUGUCUAUAAGCUUUAAUCUGAGCUGUGAUUGAACUAGUUCGCAUAGACUAUUCGAACCAGUUCGCUUACCGCUCAUUUUAAAGUUUGAGAAACGAAAUACUUUUAUUGUACGAUUUUUAUAUAAACGAAUACACAAAUAACAACAUUUA
This is a messenger RNA of Drosophila grimshawi, 2840 nucleotides long. Its product is annotated as inner centromere protein A-like. The coding region runs from base 67 to 2700 and encodes 877 amino acids. NCBI's taxonomy places the organism in Eukaryota, Metazoa, Arthropoda, Insecta, Diptera, Drosophilidae. The transcript has a single exon. The record is from RefSeq and is a predicted model, not a curated record.